CGUCAUCAGUCAGCCAUCAUGGCGGCGGACUGACGAGGAAACACAACAGCAACGUUGGUUAAAUCUAAACCGCGUGCAUCGUCAUAUAUGUACUUUGGAUGUGCCAUUCCUUCAUUUUAUAGGGCAGGAAUUUUGAAAGACAUGAAUCCAAUUAGAAGACGAAGACUUCCUCAAUCUAUUAGAAAUCUUCUCACUGAUGUUGGUCCAAAGGAGGACUGGCAACCUGAGCCAGAACAUGAAGUCCGAGAGGGAAUCCUGGUACCAGCGAGAGGAGCCACCUCUGGACCUGAAGACUUCCUCACCCCAGCUAUGCGAUCGGAUGAGGAGAACACAGGGAGGAUGUGUAUGUUGUGUCGGCGCAAACCUUCCUGCUACACCUGUCCACGCUGCAACCUGCAUUACUGUGGCUUGACUUGCUACCAGAGCCCAGACCACUCUGCCUGCUCGGAGGAGUUCUACAAGGAGUCAGUUCUCCACGAGCUGAAGGAUAUGGGGAAAACAGAGGCUGAUGGAAGGAGAAAGAUGCAGGAGAUUCUUGUUGGACUCAGACAGAAGGCACACACGACAGAUGGUGGCAUGAAGAGUUUGCUGCAAGAAGUUGGAGUAUUGCAGGACAGUGACGCUGGUGAUGCAGAGGAGAGAGUCCAGGCUGUGGAGCUUUUGUCCAGAUUAGCAGAGAUUCAGGAAUCUGCAGCAGAAAGCGACUCUGAGAUUGAGGAAAUUUUGAGGAAGCUAGAAGCACUUGGGGGUGGAGACGAUGUGGAAGAUGAAUGCAUGGUUGAUCAGCUGUCACCUCUUGAUAUUGAUAAACUUUCAGAGGAGGAGCUGUGGGCGCUUCUCAACAACAAGGAGAAGGAGAAGUUCAUGGGCUUGCUUCGUGGUGGUGCCAUUGGUGGCCUGGUGCCAAUCUGGAAGCCCUGGUGGGAGGAGCAUGAGAAUUCAGGGCAGGCACUGGUUGAGGUUCUGCAGGGUGACUUGAGUAAUGCAACCUCUUUACCUAGUAAUAAAAGUGAGCACAGAAAUGUGAAGCCAAAGAAAGCUGAGAGGAGACAACAGAGUGGCAUUCAAGGUUCAAAAAAAGGUUCAAAUGUGCCUCCGAUUUCUUCGAAAAUACCCCAACUGAGCAACUUAUGUGCCAAUCCGUCACCACUGGUGUGUUACAGUUUAGUUAAUGCUCUCUUCUGCUACACCUUCACCCUUUUCCUGUUUAAUGGGGACACAGACUCACUGAAGUUUGAAUUCAUUGAUAUGAUUCUUUCUGUUUCUGACGCAUUUAACUCCAGCAGGGUCUUCUCUUCAGUACAAGAAGGCUUGGCAUGUGGGCAGGCUCAAAUAUCUGGUGCUGGAGUGCACCUGGAAAUGGAAAAUUCAGGUGCUGUGGUCAGAGCUGUGGAAGCUGUAGCUCACAUCCUGACUGGCAGAGAUAGAGCUGAUGUGGCAGGAUACUGUCUCGCUGCCUUGAGUCAGCUGCGCUCAGUCUUCCACCAGGCCAGAUCCGGUCUGUCCAAGGAGGGCGAUGAAGGCUUAAGGAGACAAAAAUACUUCCUGGGGGGUAAGAAGUGCGAGUUCUUUCAAGCCUGGGUGCUUGGCAACUCGAGCCAAAUUCGAUUACUGGCCAUCGAGUUGUGGAAUGAACAUGGUAGAAGGGUGCAUGAACUGAACCUGAUGAACCAGUCAAAGUCAGCUGUUGAGGAAAGCUUAAAGAAGGGGAAGAAAGAAGGAAAGAUUUUGAUUGAAGAAUUGAAGCCAUGAGUAUUUGCUCAUGACAAUUUAUACUUGUAAUGUAAUAAACAUUCAUUUGUAAGCAUACUGUCUACAAUUCCUUUUUGGCAUGUUUUUUUAACUUGUUAUAACAAUAAUAAAAUCAUUUUGUUUAGGACGAUACUUCAACG
This is a messenger RNA of Synchiropus splendidus (mandarinfish), 1892 nucleotides long. RefSeq names its product zinc finger, HIT-type containing 2 (gene znhit2). The record is from RefSeq and is a predicted model, not a curated record. NCBI's taxonomy places the organism in Eukaryota, Metazoa, Chordata, Actinopteri, Syngnathiformes, Callionymidae. The coding region runs from base 88 to 1752 and encodes 554 amino acids. The transcript has 2 exons.